UCAUUAACUUUAUUUCAACUCCCAGUCCCUCUUAACACAGACUGAACAGACAUCUCCCUUCCCUCCCUCUCUCUCUCUCUCUCACAGCCCAAUGUCAAAUAACUCUCUCACAGUCUCAGGUGCUUCCCUUUCUCCUCAAAGAUAAAAUGAUGCAUCAUCAGAUAAUGAUCUGUGAACUGAGACUUCCCUCUCUCAGAAAUCAAUUUCCCAACUGCAGUCUUCCCAAGAUUUCCUGCAGACUAAUUAGUCACUCGAACCAGCUUAUUAAGUUGGUUAGUUUCCUCAACUAGAUUCCCAAACCCCGAUUCAGUUCCUGUAUCUUCCAUUUCUGACAAUUUUAUUUAUGGAAACCAUGCACCGUCUCACCUUAUCUUCUUUUGGCCGAUGUUCACUCCUACAAGCAUAAGAUUUUCUCUCUCAAGUCAUUUCACUCACUUUAGAGACAACACCGCCCAGAAAGCGAAAACCCUAGGAAUUAAAACCAAGGAGAAGAAGAAGAAGACCCUUUUCUCCAACCUCAACACCAACACCAGCCAUGGACUUGGUUUCAUCAGCUCCAACCAACUCUCCCAGCAGCGCCUUUGAAACCCCAUCUGCCUUGGCCAUUAGUACUAGUAAUGGUACAGGGGCAAACAACAGUAACAGUACCAGUACUACUGCUCUCAUUACUUCUCCUAGCCGAUAUGAGAACCAGAAGAGGCGAGACUGGAACACCUUCUGCCAGUACCUCCGUAACCAUCGUCCUCCGCUGUCCCUUCCCAUGUGUAGCGGGGCCCACGUCCUGGAGUUCCUCCGGUACUUGGAUCAGUUCGGAAAGACCAAGAUCCACAACCACAGCUGCCCCUUCUUCGGGCUGCCAAACCCGCCCGCGCCCUGCCCCUGCCCGCUUCGACAGGCCUGGGGCAGCUUGGACGCUCUCAUUGGGCGCCUCCGGGCAGCUUAUGAGGAGCAUGGAGGGCGUCCCGAGGCGAACCCUUUUGGGGCAAGAGCUGUGAGGCUGUACCUCCGCGAGGUUCGUGAUUUCCAGUCCAAGGCGAGAGGAGUGAGCUAUGACAAGAAGAGGAAGAGGCCCAAGCCAAGGCCAACACCAGUACCAACACCAACAACUAGUGCCACUACAACUAGUACCACUACUAGUGGCACGACCUCCUCGUCUGCAACUCUGUCAUAAAUGGGUAUACUUCUCCUUGAUCUUUAUUUCCUUUAAAAGGAAAUGGUGCUAUAAUUGAUGAUUUUGUUUGUGAUGUUCUUGAAAAUCUUAGGUUUUUGGGGGUAACUCUGAAAUUACUCUUUCAAUCAGUAGUAGUACCUAGGAAAGGCUAGUAGCUGAAAAGCGAUAUGAUGAUUGUACUAGAAGCUCAAUUAAUAUCAGAUAUUUUAAUUAGUAGUUCUA
Molecule: messenger RNA, 1393 nt
Organism: Rosa rugosa (rugosa rose)
Lineage: Eukaryota; Viridiplantae; Streptophyta; Magnoliopsida; Rosales; Rosaceae
Product: protein LIGHT-DEPENDENT SHORT HYPOCOTYLS 1-like
Exons: 1
Coding region: 536-1171 (211 amino acids)
Biological process (GO): response to light stimulus; mRNA transcription
Cellular component (GO): nucleus
Source: RefSeq, a predicted model, not a curated record